Fomitiporia mediterranea MF3/22 is the source of this 1199-nucleotide messenger RNA. RefSeq lists its product as uncharacterized. The transcript has 3 exons. NCBI's taxonomy places the organism in Eukaryota, Fungi, Basidiomycota, Agaricomycetes, Hymenochaetales, Hymenochaetaceae. Bases 1 to 1161 code for a protein of 386 amino acids. The record is from RefSeq and is a predicted model, not a curated record.
AUGCCCGACACAAAUGUAAAGCCGAAACGCCCUCCUAUAUCUGCGUUUGGUGAGGGAACCGUCUCAAAACGAACGCGAACUGGCGCUCAUGAGAAGCCCAAACACACAGACGGAAAAUUAACUAAAGCCAAAUCAAUAGCAUCUGCUAUCCGUUCUUCCGAAGAUGCGUUUCGUGUGAAGCCUGUGUCUUCAGCUAUGGGUGGACCGAAACCUCAGCGUCUAUCCGGAUUACCGCUGAAUCCGAAGGAAGCCAUGUCCACUUUCAAAAGGACUACAGGAACUGUAACACCUGCGGAGGAUUUAGGACGUCCGAAAGCCACCUUACAAGGACCGCGACGACUACCGUUACCAGAGUCAGACACGGAUUUCGCACAACCACGCAAGAAAGCACGAAUCGUACCUCCAGUAGUUCAUAUCGAGAAUCAGAAUGGCAUAACCACCCCAUUAGUCAACCGCAUCCGUCCACCAGACUUACGAUCAAUGUCAUCGGAUGUGGCAACACCCGGACGCAAGGUUGUUCCUUUUCACGCUCUGCAAGUUCCAAGUCUCGACGAAGCAUCGGGCGAAACGCCGUCAUCAUUAAAGCCUUUACCAGCACCGAAUUUCGACUUGGGAGGUCGAAGUAAGGGCAAGCUCUCCGCAAUGAAAGCCUUAGAGCCGCCGAUACUGGACUUGCCUGAAGAAGAGCCGAGCGACGAACAUGUGGAAUUGCAGAGAGGAUUGCUUGUGAGCCCGGAAAAGGGAGAAAAGAGGCGAAAUCGAUUCGUCCGGAAUGGGCUAGCUGAACGUGCACAGACUCUCAUCAACCGUUCGUCGACCGCAUUGACUCUUUGGAAGAAGGACAUCGAACCCUUUGCAUCACACUCCGAACGACUUCAAGCUGACCUACGUCUUCGCGUGAAGAGCAUUAUCCAUGUUUCUCGGAACGCGAACUUGCACUCUCGUAAUGCUGGUGCUAUUCGCUCUGUCCUUGCGAUAUGCGCCGCACUAGAUGGCCUCGAGUGCACUACUCUGUUCUCAUCCUGCCACAACGAUCAUGAUUCGAGAUCACUGAAAGAGGGUUCUGAAGUCCUUGUUUGGAAGCCAUGGCAAGAGACUGCUCAUCCUCGUACACUUUUCUGCUCCCGAUUCCUUGCGCUUCCCUCCUCAGGCUUUCCUUAAGCGCUUUGUACUGCUUUGCAUCCACAUAUCAUGUACAC